Bursaphelenchus xylophilus (pine wood nematode) is the source of this 1116-nucleotide messenger RNA. The record is from the annotation of a GenBank genome assembly. NCBI's taxonomy places the organism in Eukaryota, Metazoa, Nematoda, Chromadorea, Rhabditida, Aphelenchoididae.
AUGGCCGAACCACAGUCCGCCCUCUUGUUGAGAAAACAACUAGCUGGUAAGAAUAAAAUUUUUUAUACGUUUUUCUAAGAUUUAUGCCGAUCUCCUGUCGAUGGAUUCUCAGCCGGAUUAGUAGACGACGACAACAUAUACAAGUGGGAAGUCUUGAUCAUCGGACCACCAGACACUUUAUAGUAUGUUUUUUUUUGUUUUCAUAUUUUUGUGAGAAGUUUUAGCCUCCAAUAACGGAUGUUUUUUUAGCGAGGGAGGUUUCUUCAAGGCACAUUUAGAGUUUCCCAAGGAUUACCCGGUUAGGCCACCAAAGAUGAAGUUCAUUUCAGACAUUUUCCAUCCAAAUAGUAAGUCUUUUGUAGAGCAUUCAUUUGCUUUUAGUUGAUUCAAAAGGAGGAGUUUGUAUUUCCAUUCUUCACGAACCCGGGGAUGAUCAUUAUGGAUAUGAGAAAGCCGAGGAGCGUUGGUUGCCUGUCCACACGGUAGAGACCAUUCUUUUAUCCGUGAUUUCAAUGCUGGCCGAUCCUAACUUUGAAUCUCCUGCCAAUGUUGACGCUGCAGUAUGUUCUUGGCUUAUUUUCGUCUUUGUUUUGUCGUGCCCGUCCAUAAAUGGGCACAAACCACAAUGGGAAGAUGCCAUAAUGGGCAGAUUUUGAGAACCCGCUCGAAUGUUACAGGUACCCUUAUAUAUUUGUAAAAAAAUGUUCGGAAAGAAGUAUGAAUUGUGUUUGACAAAUUUGUUGGAAGUGUAAGUGCAAAAUUUGUUUAAAAAAGAGUAAUUUCGGAAACGUGUAGGUUCUGAAAUAAGAUUGUUAGAUUCAGUCUUCAAAAUUACACUUAAAAAUUUUACACUUGCAACAAAUUCGCCAAUAUAACAUAAUUUCUAACAGCGUUGCAUCAAAAUUAACACUUUUCUAAUCACAGUUUUUACAAAUUCUCUGAAAUUUGAACGGGUUAUCGAAAUCUGCUCAUUUUGGCGUACCCAUUAUGGACCGUUGCCGUUUUCGCUACGUAGUUUUAUUUCUCAAUUACUUGUAGAAACUUCAACGUGAAAACUAUCCCGAAUUUAAAAAACGAGUCGCCGCUUGUGUAAGGAAAAGCCAGGAAUCCUUCUGA